Messenger RNA from Propithecus coquereli (Coquerel's sifaka), 3452 nucleotides. RefSeq names its product endothelin converting enzyme 2 (gene ECE2). Gene Ontology annotation, biological process: protein processing. Gene Ontology annotation, cellular component: plasma membrane. Lineage: Eukaryota; Metazoa; Chordata; Mammalia; Primates; Indriidae. The transcript has 19 exons. Bases 41 to 2692 code for a protein of 883 amino acids. Gene Ontology annotation, molecular function: metalloendopeptidase activity; S-adenosylmethionine-dependent methyltransferase activity. The record is from RefSeq and is a predicted model, not a curated record.
UAGGAAGGCUGGGUGUUCUGGCUGCCGGGUUGCUGAGAGCAUGGCCUCUCCAGGGGCCACGGCUCCCCAGCCGGAGUUACCCGAGCGAAACUGCUGGUACCGAGAGGUGCAGUACUGGGAUCAGCGCUACCGAGACGCAGCCGAUUCUGCCCCCUACGAAUGGUUCGGGGACUUCUCCUCCUUCCGUGCCCUCCUAGAGCCGGAGCUACGGCCCGAGGACCGUAUUCUCGUGCUAGGUUGUGGAAACAGUGCCCUGAGCUAUGAGCUGUUCCUUGGAGGCUUCCCUGAUGUGACCAGUGUGGACUACUCAUCAGUAGUGGUGGCUGCCAUGCAGGCUCGCUAUGCUCAUGUGCCCAAGCUGCGCUGGGAGACCAUGGACGUGCGGGCAUUGAACUUCCCCAGUGGCUCCUUUGAUGUGGUGGUCGAGAAGGGCACACUGGAUGCUCUGCUGGCUGGGGAACGGGAUCCCUGGAAUGUGUCCUCUGAAGGUGUCCACACUGUGGACCAGGUGUUGAGUGAGGUGGGAUUCCAGAAGGGGACAAGACAACUCUUAGGCUCACACACGCAGCUGGAGCUGGCCUUGGCAGGUGUCUCUCUACUGUUGGCUGCACUGCUUCUGGGCUGCCUCAUGGCCCUGGGGAUCCAGUACCACAGAGACCCAUCCCAGAGCACCUGCCUCACAGAGGCCUGCAUUCGAGUGGCUGGAAAAAUCCUGGAGUCCCUGGACCGAGGGGUGAGCCCCUGUGAGGACUUUUACCAGUUCUCCUGUGGAGGGUGGAUUCAGAGGAACCCCCUGCCUGAUGGGCGUUCUCGCUGGAACACCUUCAAUAGCCUCUGGGACCAGAACCAGGCCAUACUGAAGCACCUGCUUGAAAAUACAACUUUCAACUCCAGCAGCGAAGCUGAGCAAAAGACUCAGCGCUUCUACCUAUCCUGCCUACAGGUAGAGCGCAUUGAGGAACUGGGCGCCCAGCCACUGCGAGACCUUAUUGACAAGAUUGGUGGUUGGAACAUCACAGGGCCCUGGGACCAGGACAACUUCAUGGAGGUGUUGAAGGCAGUAGCAGGGACCUACAGGGCCACCCCAUUCUUCACUGUCUACAUUAGUGCUGACUCUAAGAAUUCCAACAGCAAUGUUAUCCAGGUGGACCAGUCUGGGCUCUUUCUGCCCUCUCGAGACUACUACUUAAACAGAACCGGCAAUGAGAAAGUGCUCACUGCCUACCUGGACUACAUGGAGGAGCUGGGGUUGCUGCUGGGCGGACAGCCAACUUCCACACGGGAGCAGAUGCAGCAGGUGCUGGAGCUGGAGAUACAACUGGCCAACAUCACGGUGCCCCAGGACCAGCGGCGCGAUGAGGAGAAGAUCUAUCACAAGAUGAGCAUCUCAGAGCUGCAGGCUCUGGCGCCCUCCAUGGACUGGCUUGAGUUCCUGUCUUUCUUGCUGUCACCGUUGGAGUUGGGUGACUCUGAGCCUGUGGUGGUGUAUGGGACGGAUUAUUUGCAGCAGGUGUCAGAGCUCAUCAACCGCACGGAACCAAGUGUCCUGAACAAUUAUCUGAUCUGGAACCUGGUGCAGAAGACAACCUCCAGCCUGGACCGACGCUUCGAGGCUGCACAAGAGAAGCUCCUGGAGACCCUCUAUGGUACCAAGAAGUCCUGCGUGCCGAGGUGGCAGACUUGCAUCUCCAACACAGAUGACGCGCUUGGCUUCGCUUUGGGCUCCCUCUUUGUGAAGGCUACGUUUGACCGGCAAAGCAAGGAAAUUGCAGAGGGGAUGAUCAGUGAAAUCCGGACUGCCUUUGAGGAGGCCCUGGGACAGCUGGUUUGGAUGGAUGAGAAGACCCGCCAGGCAGCCAAGGAGAAAGCAGAUGCCAUCUAUGAUAUGAUUGGUUUCCCGGACUUCAUACUGGAGCCCAAAGAGCUGGAUGAUGUUUAUGAUGGGUAUGAAGUCUCUGAAGAUUCUUUCUUCCAAAACAUGUUGAAUUUGUACAACUUCUCUGCUAAGGUGAUGGCCGACCAGCUCCGCAAGCCUCCCAGCCGAGACCAGUGGAGCAUGACCCCCCAGACAGUGAAUGCCUACUACCUUCCCACUAAGAAUGAAAUCGUCUUUCCUGCUGGCAUCCUGCAGGCCCCCUUCUAUGCCCGCAACCACCCAAAGGCCCUGAACUUUGGUGGCAUUGGCGUGGUAAUGGGCCACGAGUUGACACAUGCCUUUGAUGACCAAGGGCGAGAGUAUGACAAGGAAGGGAACCUGCGGCCCUGGUGGCAGAAUGAGUCUCUAGCAGCCUUCCGGAACCACACGGCCUGCAUGGAGGAGCAGUACAACCAGUACCAGGUCAAUGGGGAGAGGCUCAAUGGCCGCCAGACGCUGGGGGAGAACAUCGCUGACAAUGGGGGCCUUAAGGCCGCCUACAAUGCUUACAACGAGUGGCUGAGAAAGCACGGGGAGGAGCAGCAGCUGCCAGCCGUGGGGCUCAACAACCACCAGCUCUUCUUUGUGGGAUUUGCCCAGGUGUGGUGCUCAGUCCGCACACCAGAGAGCUCUCACGAGGGGCUGGUGACCGACCCCCACAGCCCUGCCCGCUUCCGCGUGCUGGGUACUCUCUCCAACUCACGUGACUUCCUGCGGCACUUCAGCUGCCCUGUUGGCUCUCCCAUGAACCCAGGGCAGCUGUGCGAGGUGUGGUAGACCGAGGUGAGGGGAGGAAUGGCUGGCUGUUGCCAGAGCCUGGGGCGGAUCUCCCAGAAAAACUGUUUGCUCCUGGGUUAGGAGAAAGCAAAUGCAAGCCGCGCUGGGUCCAGCCAUGCCACAGCACAGGUGACAUGAAUACUAGUCCCUCUUUAACCACCACAUCGUGCCUCUGCCUCCGGCAGAGCCCCACCAUUCACUGUGACAUCCUUCUGUGUCACCCUGCCUGAAAGAGGUCUGGGCUGGAGUGCCAGUUCCUCCAGGAGAGUCUGCCUCCUCUGGCCCCAAGCUCACUCAUGGGGUUGCUAUGCCUGCCCGACUCUGACCUUGCAGGCCUGGGUGGUGUAUCUCCCUGCUUCUCCCCAGGGCUCACUCAGUGCUACCUGCCAGCCCCACCCUCAGGAGCCACCCCCACUCCUGGGCUCCUUGUCCUUGUGCUGCUGUUUCCAGUACUGCUGCCAGCCCUCACUGACAGAUGCCCUGUGCUUAGCUCCUAGUGGAAGCCUGAGGGCCUGUGAAAGCUUCCCUGCUGCCCCGUUUCCCUGGGCUGAGAGGGGAAGUGUGAAUGCGUGGGGGGUGCUGGUUUCUGUAUCUUAAGGCACAAGUCUUAAGGGGUGACUAAUUCCUCCAGGGCCAAACAGAAAAGCAGAUAGAGCAGGGAGAGGGAAGGACAGAGUUUAUUUUUACAGGGAAGAGGGUGGGGAGGGCGUGGACUUGGCCCUAUAGGACCCUGUGCCAAUAAAUAGACACACAUCAGUCA